Microbotryum saponariae is the source of this 2703-nucleotide messenger RNA. The record is from the annotation of a GenBank genome assembly. Lineage: Eukaryota; Fungi; Basidiomycota; Microbotryomycetes; Microbotryales; Microbotryaceae.
AUGGCGCGCACCAAAGCCAACGAUAGCAACGUGUUCAAGUCUAAAAAGGGGCGCUUGCAUCUGCUCGCGACGGACAAGGAACGAGCCUUCGAUCGCAGAGGAUCGACGGUCAAUCGGCUCGAGACGAGCGACGAUGCUUUUGGUGGCGACGAGGACGAGUGUCAGUUCGGUCUAUUCGCUACGACCUCUUUCAGGCAACACAUUGCUCAAUCUGCUCCCACUUCACAGUCCACCGACAGAGGGACUCGAUCCUGUUCGAACACACCAAUGCCAGUCGCAACGACAAGAACGGCAAGUCCAUCGCCUCAAUGCCAUCAAGUCUGGACUACCCCAUCUGAUGACCACUCUACCCACCUUCUUCACAGACCUAGGCGAUCUCUCGGAUGACGACGAGAUUUACGGACUCGACUUGCCCUCUCAAGACGAGCAUGAACACGAUGAGGAGGACGAUGACCAGGGAGAGGACGAGGAACCAGCCCAACGCAAGCAGUUCAAGAGGGCCCCCGUGGACGAUACCAACAAGGGGAGGUUUUCCAAGUCGUCUGCAGCCACCCACGAGAAGGAGGACGCUGCCGACUCGCAAGAUGACGACGACGACGAUUCUGACGCACACGACCGGGCCCCGCCCAAGCCUUCCAAACUCCAAGCCCGCAACGACGACGACAACGACGACGACGACGACGAUGGGGCCGAUCGCGAGGGCGCCCAAGACUCGGACGACGAAGACACUUGGGCACCUGGAUCGUACCAUGCCUCGCGACGCGCACCGGGCGAAGCAGAUUCAGAGGACGACGAGGCACUCGAACUGGAAGAGGCCGAGGCGAGGCGGUUGCAAAAAAAGAGCAAAACCGCUUUGGCCGCCGAAGACUAUGGCCUGGACGAAGCCGAGGACGAGCUCGAAGGGACGUCGACGAAUCACACACGAUUCGAAGAGGAGGAUGCAGCUUCCAACGCCAACUCAGCCCAAGUUCAGGUCGAAUGGACUGAGGAAAACGCGAUCGCGCAUCUGCUCAAGCACAACCCCGAGAACUUGGCCUUGCUCGACGACCUGACCAGGAUCGCAGAGAGAAUCAAGGUCGUCGAAACGGCUUUGGUGGAUCUGCGUAAAGGGGGCGAACAGUCAGGCGAGGAGCACCAAGCUUUGCCUAUCGUCGAGCUGGAACACCGUGAGCAAAGCUUGAUCAGUGGCGCUUUACAGGCCUAAGAUAUGAACCUAACGCCGCCCUUCCGCAGAGGCGCUCGUCACCUAUCUCCCGACCUUGACAUUCUACUUUUCCCUCUUACUCUCGCCUCACCCGUCUCGCGAGCUGCUCACCGCCGUCCUCGCGAGGUUGUCGUCGCUGCGCACUGCCUUGGCUUCUAUGGAAGAGCUCGAACUCACGACCCAACUCGACGACGACUCGGACGCUGAGCACUCUGGGCACUCUGGGGACGAUCAAGAAGGCAUGGAGCUUUCCGAGGUCUGGGACAAGGGCGGGAUGCAAGCUGUCGGUGGUGAGGACGAUGAUGAAGACUCGGACGCGGACGAGGAGGACGAUGAGGACGAUGAGGAAGACGAUCUCGACGCCGACAUGGCCGAACUCGCCGAAGCCGACUUCGACUUUGAUUCCGACGAAUUCGACUCGGACCUCGAGGACGAGAGGACGGGCUCAAUGCUAGCGAGUAUGGACGACGCCGAGCUCGAGGCGCUGAUGGAGCAGAUGAAGGGGGACCGAAAUGCCGAUGCGCUCAUUGCCAAAGUCCGAGACAUUCAAGCGGCCAAAAAGGCCGGCCAGGCUGCUUCCGAUUCGAAGAAAGCGAGCAAGGCGGCGACGAAAGAGUCCAACCAGAAGGACAGGGUCAAGAAGCCCAAGAAGCAAGUCGUCAUACCCGAGUUGCCGGCUUUGUCCUCGGCGCCUGCUUCACGCAAAAAGGCGUCUCGAGUGGAUGCCUGGGCCGCGGACGAUUACCUCGAUCCGACGAGCUUGGCCCAUGGUGAUUCGGCCGACAAGGCCUCGACGCGGCAUUCGUUGCGGUUCCACGUCUCGCAGGUCUCCCAAAAGGAGAAGCGGCGCAACGAAGGCAACGGGCGUCGCGUCGGUGGUGACGACGAUUUGCCCAGACGGAGCAAGGAGAACGCGCGUAGGGAGGUGCUCAAGCGACAGCAGCAUGGUGUGGCCACUUCCGCGACGGGGGCCGCGCUUGACGACGAUGAUUGGGGGGAGGACGACCUUCGAGUGGCCAAGACGGUUCGCGGAUCAAACUCUGGCGAAAGUGGGGAGGGUGGGGAGGACGGACCGAGUGGGUUGGACUAUUACGAACAGGUCGCAGCCGAGUCCAAGGCCGGUCGACUAGCCAAGAAGGCCAAGUAUGACGAGGAGCGUCAGGCAGAAAAGUGAGUGCUUUGCAGUGAUCAAUCCAUUUUAGAAGUCAACUGACAUUGAAAUGGACGCUCACAGGGAGGAACUCAUGUCGCUUGCCGACUCGUCCGUCGACGGACCGCGAGGUGCCACUCGCACGAUCAUGGCCAAUAAGGGUCUCACGCCGCGUCGAUCCAAGGCGUCACGCAACUCGCGAGUCAAGAAGCGCUUGCAGUACGACAAGGCGCUCAAGAAGGUCGCGUCGAUGAAGGCCGUGUACAAGGGUGGCGAUCGCAGCAAUUACGAGGGAGAGAAGAGUGGCAUUGGGAAGAACACGGUCAAGUCCGUGCGGCUCAACAAGUAG